Messenger RNA from Neomonachus schauinslandi (Hawaiian monk seal), 2183 nucleotides. RefSeq names its product cyclin Y like 1 (gene CCNYL1). NCBI's taxonomy places the organism in Eukaryota, Metazoa, Chordata, Mammalia, Carnivora, Phocidae. Gene Ontology annotation, biological process: regulation of canonical Wnt signaling pathway; regulation of cyclin-dependent protein serine/threonine kinase activity. The coding region runs from base 143 to 1234 and encodes 363 amino acids. Gene Ontology annotation, molecular function: protein kinase binding; cyclin-dependent protein serine/threonine kinase activator activity. The record is from RefSeq and is a predicted model, not a curated record. Gene Ontology annotation, cellular component: plasma membrane. The transcript is spliced from 10 exons.
GAGGCCGCGCCUGUAUGCGCGGCGCAGCCCCGGCGUAGCCCGGGGCUGCCGGUGCCGACCGCGCCAUUGUUGGGGGAGGGGGUAGCUGCUGAGCGCGGCGGAGUCAGGGGCGAGCGAAGGCGGCGAGGAGUGGAGGCGCCCCAUGGGGAACACGUUGACCUGUUGCGUGUCCCCCAAUGCCAGCCCCAAGCUGGGCCGGCGCACGGGGCCGGCGGAGCCCGACUACGAGUCUGAGAUCUACGAGGCGGCGGCCGGGGACGCGGUGGCAGUAGCGCCGGCGCCUGCUGCCGUGGAGCCCGCCGAGUUGGAUUUCGGAGCGGGCGAGGGCCACCACCUGCAGCACAUCAGCGACCGGGAGAUGCCUGAAGAGUUAGCUUUGGAAUCAAACCCUUCUGACCAUCCAAGGGCAAGCACAAUUUUCCUGAGCAAAUCUCAAACGGAUGUGCGAGAAAAGAGGAAGAGCAACCAUUUAAACCAUGUAUCUCCAGGGCAGCUUACUAAAAAGUAUAGCUCAUGCUCAACAAUAUUUCUAGAUGACAGCACAGUCAGCCAACCUAAUCUUAGAACCACAAUAAAAUGUGUGACCUUAGCAAUAUAUUACCACAUAAAGAACAGAGAUGCAAAUAGAUCCUUGGAUAUUUUUGAUGAGAGAUCACAUCCACUCACACGAGAAAAGGUUCCAGAGGAAUACUUUAAGCAUGAUCCUGAACAUAAAUUUAUUUACAGAUUUGUUCGUACUCUUUUCAGUGCUGCACAGCUAACAGCUGAAUGUGCAAUAGUAACUUUGGUUUACUUAGAAAGGCUUUUAACUUACGCUGAGAUCGACAUUUGUCCCACUAACUGGAAAAGAAUUGUUUUGGGAGCCAUUCUUCUUGCCUCCAAGGUUUGGGACGAUCAGGCUGUAUGGAAUGUGGACUACUGCCAGAUCCUCAAGGACAUUACAGUUGAGGACAUGAAUGAGAUGGAAAGGCAUUUUUUGGAGCUACUUCAGUUUAAUAUUAAUGUUCCCGCCAGUGUUUAUGCCAAAUACUACUUUGACCUUCGCUCCUUAGCAGAUGACAACAACUUGAAUUUUCUAUUUGCUCCUCUUAGCAAAGAAAGAGCACAAAACCUAGAGGCCAUUUCCAGAUUGUGUGAAGACAAGUACAAAGACUUGUGUAGAGCUGCUAUGAGAAGGUCUUUCAGCGCUGAUAACUUCAUUGGUAUUCAGCGCUCUAAUGCCAUCCUCUCUUAAGGGAGAAGGGAGGGGUUGUAACCCCUCAAUCUACAAGGACUGGAGAAAUACCACCUCUCCUGCUCAAAAACCAGCAAAGUUAGUAUUUUCAUCUAAAAGAAAGACUUCGAAUUCAAGAAACUCGUGGAUCCACCGCAAGGAUGAUGCUCAUAGGAAAGAAUGGGACCUUGUCAAUGCAACACACUCUUUUGUCCUUUUUAAUGUAAACAGAGUUACAAAAACCACUCCAAAGCAAAAGCUCCAACCUACACACAGAUAUCUGCUUACUAUGUAGGCUGAUAGCUGUGAACUAAGUGAGGGUUUUUUUUUAAUAGUUUAAAUUUUUAGACUUUAAAGACACUAACUAUAUAACUUUUAUGUUUUUCCUAUUUUUCUUGCCCCCCUCCCCCCAUAUUGCUGCAUAGUUCUUUAGAAUCAAUGCAGUAUUACCGUGAAAACAUGGGACUCCUAACAACUCAUAAAGCCACUUAGGAACAGACUGUAGCAUUGUUAGGUAUUGAAGGGUUCUUCCUUCCUACUUUAUCAUUGAAGCUGCUAGUCCUUAUUGGCAAUCAGUUUAAACCAAAAAGCUGCUGAAUAACACUUGUCAUUCAAAUUCUUUGCAAGCACUACUUAUUAGCAUAUUAGUAUGUUUAGGAUCAUAAACAGAGAAAGUAUGUUAUCAAUGAUUAUCUACUUCUAUUGGGUCCAUGCUGCAUUUCUUGUGAACUAUAAUGGUGCUUCUCAUUUUCUGAUGAUUUUCCUCUUUAUUAAAUACAUGUAUUAAAGGAUGUUUUCAUAAUUCCAACCAACAUGGUGGUCCAGUGGUAACAAGCAGGUAGUGAAAAGAAGGUGUCCUGAAAAAUCUUAGUGCAACUUUAAGCUUUAAUCUAGCGUGCAUGGGCCCUCUGGGGCACUGCUGAAGGAUAAAUGCUUCAAACUUAGAAAACAUCAUUUGAAAGUUUAAUUA